Adineta ricciae is the source of this 699-nucleotide messenger RNA. The record is from the annotation of a GenBank genome assembly. NCBI's taxonomy places the organism in Eukaryota, Metazoa, Rotifera, Eurotatoria, Adinetida, Adinetidae.
AUGAGUGUCGAAGCAUCACCAAAAGUAUCGACCAGUUUAAACUGGAAAACAAAGAUUCUGAACGGAUUAAAAACUUUAAAUCUAUUUGAAACUGAAGAAAAUAGUGCGGAAACAAUUUAUUACCAACGAUUAUCCACACGUUUAUAUAUUAGUCUUGUUUCUUUAUUUAUGAUUAUUCUCAUUAUUUAUGGUAUAUUUUCAUCACGCACUAUCAAUGUAACUGUUUCUCAACCUCUCGAGAAUGAAUUUAAGCAACUUUAUACAUUAUAUCCUGACACAUUACAAUGCCCGUGCUCACGAGUAGCUAUGCAAUAUGGUGAAAUUGCUUUUUCUGAAGUUACAUUUCAUGCGGGCAAACCCAAUAAAUUGUAUUAUGGUCGAGGUUGGUUUCAAUUGUCAUGGCCUUGUAACUACCAUGCUGCUGGUAGAUCUCUUGGUGUCGACUUGUUGAGUGAUCCAGAUCUAAUUGAAAAACAGCAGGAUCUCGCUGUCAAAACAGCCAUUUGGUUUUACAAGACAAACAAAAUGGAUGUCCCUGCUAAACAAGGUGAUUUUGCAGCGACUACUCGAAUUAUCAAUGGAAAACUAGAAUGUAGUGGUGGAUCAGGAGCUGCUAAGCAAAAGAAACGCGUUGAAAGCUAUAAACGAAUUCGAAAAUGUUUUGGAUUGGGUGAACCCAAGAAGAAUCCGAUGUGUUAA